This is a messenger RNA of Scheffersomyces amazonensis, 554 nucleotides long. RefSeq names its product 60S ribosomal protein uL14 (gene RPL23A). The coding region runs from base 60 to 473 and encodes 137 amino acids. Gene Ontology annotation, cellular component: ribosome; cytosolic large ribosomal subunit. Gene Ontology annotation, molecular function: structural constituent of ribosome; large ribosomal subunit rRNA binding. Gene Ontology annotation, biological process: translation. NCBI's taxonomy places the organism in Eukaryota, Fungi, Ascomycota, Pichiomycetes, Serinales, Debaryomycetaceae. The transcript is spliced from 2 exons. The record is from RefSeq and is a predicted model, not a curated record.
CUUGAUAGAGUUUCUUUCAAUAGUAGUUACUUAUUAGCAAACUAACUAAAUAAUACAACAUGUCUGGUUCAGGUGCUUCCGGUAACAAAUUCCGUAUGUCUUUAGGUUUACCAGUCGGUGCCGUUAUUAACUGUGCUGAUAACUCUGGUGCUAGAAAUUUAUACAUCUUAGCCGUUAAAGGUGUUGGUGCUAGAUUAAACAGAUUACCAGCUGCUUCUGCUGGUGAUAUGGUUAUGGCUACCGUUAAGAAAGGUAAGCCAGAAUUAAGAAAGAAAGUCAUGCCAGCUAUUGUUGUUAGACAAUCUAGACCAUGGAGAAGAAAGGAUGGUGUUUACUUAUAUUUCGAAGAUAACGCCGGUGUCAUUGUUAAUCCAAAGGGUGAAAUGAAAGGUUCUGCCAUUACUGGUCCAGUUGCUAAAGAAUGUGCUGAUUUAUGGCCACGUAUUGCUUCAAACUCUGGUGUUGUUGUUUAAGACAAUGUCAUAGUUUAUGAACUGUUCCAUAUAAUAUCAUAUAACAUAAUAUAAUAUAAUACACACAUUAUCUUUAUUUUA